UGAUGACAUAGUCGAGGAAGACACCGUGGCAGGUGAUGCCGACAAAGGACCCAAAAUCCGUGGGCGAGGAGGCCGAAGCAGCACUCCUCGCCUGUGUAAGUGUUUUGCACCUCAAUUGUGCAUGGCUUGCUGCUGCCAGGCAUCAUGCAGAAGAUCAAAACCUCCGAGUUUCAAAGCUCCACGAAGAUCGAAGCCUUGGUGCAGGAGAUCAAGAAGAUGGAGUCCACGGAUGCCACAAGCAAGGCACUGGUCUUUUCGCAGUUCACUCGCUUCUUAGAGCUCAUCGAAUGGCGCUUAAAGCGCGAGGGCAUCUCUGCAGCCACGGUCUUGGGGAGCAUGCCCAUCGUCUCCAGGAACAAUAUCAUUGUGUCUUUCCAGACAGAGCCAACGCUCAAAGUGCUCCUGAUCUCCUUGAAAGCGGGAGGCGAAGGCCUCAACUUGCAGGCGGCAGAUCAUAUCUUCCUCAUGGAUCCCUGGUGGAAUCCUGCUGCCGAAGCUCAAGCGAUCCAGCGUGCACACCGAAUUGGACAAGUACGGCCAGUGAAAGCUCUUCGACUGGUGGCUGCAGACACAAUUGAGGAGAAGAUCAUCGAGCUGCAAGAGAAGAAACAAAUGGUCUUCGACUGCACCGUGGGAAACAGCAAUCAGGCCUUGCAACGGCUUUCCGCGGAAGACAUUUCUUUCCUCUUCAGCAACUGA
Messenger RNA from Durusdinium trenchii, 699 nucleotides. NCBI's taxonomy places the organism in Eukaryota, Dinophyceae, Suessiales, Symbiodiniaceae. The record is from the annotation of a GenBank genome assembly.